UGUCUCUGGCCAAACCACCACUUGUUUCGCCAACUGCCAAAUUCAUAGAUUCAUCAAAGAAUAAUAAAACAAGACCAGAAAAUCCAGCAUUAAAAUCGAUAAUUAAACAUCAUACUCGCGCUCAUAGUGCCAAUUCUAUACCAAGUCCAAUUAAUUCUUCUCAGAACGGAACAGCUGUCAGGGGCAGUAGACCACUCCCACCAUUACCAACACACAAAUCGACAUCGUCGACGGUAUCUGCGACAGCAACCAGUCUACCAUCGAGGAGAACUAACUUGUUUCAGCCGGUGUCUCAGAUCGAAAUGUCUCCAAAUCAGCAAGCUUUUAAUAGAGUUGUAAUGCCACUUCCAAUAUUGUCUCCUGAGGGAAAUCAAGAAGAUUCACAAAAUUCAAAUGAAAUUCAACAAUAUUAUGAAUCAGAUGAUGAUGAUUAUAAUAAAGCAUUUGGUGAAGAUGAAGAAGACGGUUUUAAUAAUACGUUGAAAUUAAACACACUGCUUUCAAGUAAUAGCUGGUUUGGAAACGACAAUAGUGAUGAAGAUGACCCUUUUGCUGAGAUGGAGGAAAAUUUUGAUGAAAUGGAUAUAAAUGUACAUAUUGCCAGAGAUAAAUAUGCGCGCGCUUGUUCGCGAUUGGAAGAGCUAAUCAAUGCUUUACAUCCUAAUGAAAGCGAAGAUCGAUUGGUAAUCUCAUGUGUUCAAAUAAUUGAUUUAUUGACGGAACAUAAAGAGCUUAAAAACCAUUUUAUCAUCUUUCAUGGUGUAAUUCCGAUCAUAGAAAUGCUAGAAAUAUGUUCGUAUGCAAGCGUUCUUUCAAGAUUACUCAAAAUAGUUAAUAUCAUUAUUGCAAGUAAUAUUAAUCUUCAAGAGAAUCUCUGUCUUGUGGGUGGGAUACCCGUCAUUAUGAACUUUACUUCGAAACGAUAUCCUUAUGAAAUUCGUGUAGAAGCUGCAAUAUUUAUACGUCAGAUUUGUCAUACUUCACCUGUUAUUCUUCAAAUGUUUAUUUCUUGUCGAGGUUUAAAAGUUCUUGUCGAAUUUUUACAAGAGGAUUAUAACGAACAUAAGGAAUUAGUAUGGAUAGCGGUGAAUGGAAUAUAUGGAGUAUUUGAACUCCAGAGUCCAACUCCGAAAAAUGAUUUUUGUAGAUUACUGGCGAAAAAUGGAUUAUUGGACCCAUUAGCUGUCAUGCUUCAUCACGUAAUUUCGGAUAAGGAUCCAUCGGCUGGUGUAUAUGUAGAGAGAAUCGUUAAUAUAUUUUUAAUGUUCUCGCAGGGUGAUGCAUAUGUUAAAGAAGUCAUGGCAACACGGACAAGGAUUGUCACUAAAAUAUUUGAUAAUUUGGACAAAUUAUCACCAAACCUUACUGUAGCGAUGCUUAAAUGUAUAAAGAAUAUUUCAAUGAAUUCAAAUACUUUAGAAGCUUUACAAAAAGCAAAGGCAAUUCAAGUUCUUACUGCAAUCUUAGAUAAACAAGGACCACCUUAUGUGACUGAAAUUUCAAAUCAAGUACUUAACACAAUGUUUAAUCUUUGCCGAAUUAAUAAAUCAAGACAAGAAGAAGCUGCCAAGGUUGGAAUUAUUCCCCAUUUAAAAUAUUUUGCAUCUAACAAAACACCUCUUAAGCAGUUUGCAUUACCAAUACUUUGUGACAUGGCCCAUACUGGACAAGUUUGUAGAGAUUUGUUAUGGAAACAUAACAUUUUACAACUUUAUCUUGAUUUAUUAGUUGAUCCUUUCUAUCAGGUGAAUGCUUUAGAAGCUAUUCUUGCAUGGAUCCAAGAAGAAACAUCAAAAGUUGAAUCCGUACUUCUUUUACCCAAAAAUAUUGAACUUAUUUUGGAAGCGUUCAUUAUGGCUAAGGCGAAUUCAUUUGAGAAUAUCCUGGAACCAUUGCAUAUAAUUACUCAAUUAUCAACAUCUAUCGCCUUUGCACUCGCACAGCCAAAAUUCUUUAAGCGUUUAUUACACCGACUCGGACAUCCAAAACCAGUCGUAAGACUAAAUUUGUUAAGAAUAUUAAGAUCUAUAUGUGAUGUACAUCCACAGCGUGAAGCUAUAGCUGAACGAUAUGGAUUAUUUGAGAUCACUUCUCGUAUGAGCAGAGAAGAUCCUGCUGUGUUAAUACGAGAACUUGCAAGAGAGAUUUUAUCCCAAGGAUACUUUUCUACUUCAAUAACAAAGAAAAACUCUAAUAAUGAAAUAGCAACCAACAAAAAAGAACCUAGAAUAAUAGAAGAAAAUGAUACUAAUCUCAGUGAUGUAGAAGAUAAUGAUGCUCGAGAUGACAUUUCAUUGCAGGAAGAUAUCACAUCGACUAAAGGAUCUCGAAGACGUGCAUUAUCAUCACCUCCAUCAUCAUAUAAACCUUCUACUUUAAGAUCAACUACACAACGCCCGUUAUCAGUGUCCUCAUUAUCACCAUCUAUUGUAUCAUAUCAGCAAGGAAGCAAAUCAAGCACAUCAUCACAAUCAAUCAAAACACCUCCAUCGUCAGUUACAUCAAUGUCGUCUUCACGAAGGAAACAUCGAAUGUCUUGGUCAUCACAGAUACCAGUUCCAGAUACAACUAAUGUCGAAGAUUCAACCACUGAAACAUCAGCAAACACACUUAAUGAAAACGAGACAAGGCUUCAACAAAUAAGUUCAACCUCAAACACAUCUACAGCAUCAUUGGAUUCAUCAUUACCAUUUCCAUAUCAACAUAUAAGAAAACGUGAUAGCUCUAGAAAGAUCAGGGCAUUAUCACAUAAUCGAAGUUAUAACAGUCAAAAUAUUAAUUCAAAUGAGAUUGCGGAACACUACCAAAAUCGUGAAAGUCACUCUACUAUAAAUUUAAGUUCGAGCGGUAUGAAAAAUGUAAGUGCAGCAGGAAGCACGAACGGAUCAGUUAACAGUUCCUUAUCUAAAUCUUCACAUCCUGGUGGUGUGUUAGGUUGGUUGAAAAGGAGGGUUAGUAAGGAUGGUAGUUCGCUUGGAAAACCCGGAAAAACAAAGGGUAUUAAGAAAGCGAAUUCGAAAAGUAAGUUGCAGGAGUCCGUUAUAAUUCUUAAUGAUGAAAAGAGCGAGGAAAAAUGA
Messenger RNA from Dentiscutata heterogama, 3077 nucleotides. Lineage: Eukaryota; Fungi; Glomeromycota; Glomeromycetes; Diversisporales; Gigasporaceae. The record is from the annotation of a GenBank genome assembly.